AUGCUUACAUUACUCGCGUUUCUCACCUUAAUAUUGGUUUACUGGUUCACGAAACCGCGCAAACAGGACACCAAUCUGCCGCCGGGACCGAAACCAUGGCCAGUGAUCGGAAGUCUGCAUCUGCUAGGUGAGCACGAAACGCCUUUCCAAGCCUUCACCAGCUUGAGCAAGGUGUAUGGAGAUGUCUUCAGCAUCACCCUGGGCACCUCCAAGUGCGUCGUUGUGAACAACUUCAACCUAAUCAAGGAGGUGCUGAUCACCAAGGGGGCAGACUUCGGUGGACGACCCGACUUCAUCAGGUUCCAUAAGCUCUUCGGAGGCGACCGCAACAAUUCACUGGCUUUGUGCGAUUGGUCAUCAUUGCAGAAGACGAGGCGCAGCAUCGCGAGAACGUACUGCUCCCCAAGGUUUACCUCUUUGCAGUAUGACCAUGUCAAUGCGGUCGGCUGCAAAGAAGUCUCCGUUUUUCUGGUUGAGCUGAAAAAGAAGGACUUCUCGCAACCGAUCGAGCUGAAACCGAUGAUUUUGGCUGCAUGCGCUAACAUGUUUACGCAGUAUAUGUGCUCGACGAGCUUCAACUACGACGACAGCGAUUUCAAGAAGGUGGUUCGCACCUUCGACGAGAUCUUCUGGGAAAUCAACCAAGGAUACGCUGUGGAUUUCUUGCCGUGGUUGUUGCCAAUUUACAAAGGACAUAUGGAGAAGCUUUCCUCUUGGGCUUCGGAUAUCAGGAAGUUUAUUCUGGCUCGCAUCAUCGAUGAGCAUAGGCUGUCUUUGGAUCAUAACCUACCGCCACGCGACUUCACCGAUGCUCUUCUCAUGCACUUGGACGAGGAUCCCAACCUGAACUGGCAGCAUAUCAUCUUCGAGCUGGAGGAUUUCUUGGGUGGACACUCGGCUAUCGGUAACCUUGUCAUGAUUACGCUCGCUUGCGUCGUGAAGCACAAGGAGGUUGUCAAGAGAAUACAACAGGAGGUCGAGUCUGUAACUGGUGGUAAGCGAUUACCGACACUGUUCGAUAAGGCGUCGAUGCCGUACACUGAGGCCACCAUCUGGGAGACCUUAAGGACGGCGAGCUCGCCCAUCGUCCCGCACGUUGCGACCUUAAACACAGAGAUCGAUGGCUACACCAUUGAAAAGGGCACGGUCAUCUUUGUCAACAACUACGAAUUAAACGUGGGCGAGGAUUAUUGGGACGAACCGGAGAAGUUCAAGCCUGAACGAUUCUUGUCUCCAAACGGGAACGUCGUCAAGCCAGCACAUUUCAUCCCUUUCAGCACCGGCAAAAGAACAUGUAUCGGACAGAGGCUCGUUCAGAGCUUCAGCUUCAUCCUUCUGACUACACUCUUUCAAGAAUACGACAUCGAACCAGCCUGUGACCUAAAGCUUCGGCCGGGAUGCGUGGCCGUACCACCAGACUGCUUCAAGCUUAAGCUAACCCCAAGGAACAAGUAAACUAGAACAACGAAA
Messenger RNA from Nicrophorus vespilloides, 1470 nucleotides. RefSeq names its product cytochrome P450 307a1-like. NCBI's taxonomy places the organism in Eukaryota, Metazoa, Arthropoda, Insecta, Coleoptera, Silphidae. Gene Ontology annotation, molecular function: iron ion binding; heme binding; oxidoreductase activity, acting on paired donors, with incorporation or reduction of molecular oxygen. The record is from RefSeq and is a predicted model, not a curated record. The coding region runs from base 1 to 1455 and encodes 484 amino acids. The transcript is spliced from 2 exons.